AUGGCUGAAAAAGGAGAAGAAAGUACUGAGAACAGAUAUGCUUCAAUGGUCAAAGAAAAUGGAGAAAUCCAAACAACUGUCUCUCCGAAAUCAGGACACUUAAUAAAAGAAAAUGGAGAAAAUGCGGGUAAAGAUCAUGAAGAUGGUGUCAUAGUAAAUUCUUCUGCACCUAAAAUGGAAACAAAAAAGUCUGAUAAAGCUCAGCAUUGCUUGAGUAGCAGUAAACAUAAAAUAACUGCAAAGGCCACAACGUCGUCUACUGAAUCAUCUCAUGAGAUAGACUUAAAACAUACGCUUGGUUUAGCUGGAACAAAAGUUAAAAGGACGUAUUCACUAGAUUCAUUAUUAUCAUCUAGUAAUAGGACCAGUGAGAUACUAACCAAUUCUACUUCCCAGUUUACCAGUUCCCGUGAAAUGAGUUCUGCAAAUGAUUUGGCUGGAAAAGAAGUUGGACUGGUGGGAGAAGCAGAACUUCUGCUUCAGGCAGAGCAAAAUGCCACUUCUAACUUUGAAAAAGAUAAUCAUUGUAGUAUAGCAGCUAGUAAGGAGCCCACAAAAGAAACGCAGGAUGAUUGUUUACAUUCACCCAAAUCAAAAAAUAAGACAGUUAAUGAAGAACUACAAGUUAGUAAGGGAGAACAUUGCUAUAAUCAUCAAAUAGGUAGUCACUCACAGCUAACAUCAGAUGUCCAGAUGCUUCAUUCCAGUACCACUACGUUUCAGCAGCAAGCAGAUCAGCAUACAGGUAGUGCAAAUAAAGAGAGUGAUCCAAGAAAAAGUGAUACACAGAAAAUUGUGGCAGCUAUAGGAAGAGAGCAAAAUCCACAGAACUUUCUUGCUACUACUUUUUUACCUUUUAAUGAACAAAUAACCACUUCGUUUAGCAUGGAGUCCAGAGGAGAAAAAUGCAUAGCUGCAGGUAAUCUAACUGCUUCAGUGUCAUCUACUAAAAACUAUGAAUAUCUAAUCAUGGGCAGAGAGACUUGUAACAAAGAACUGAGUGAGUUAGGGAAACCAAUAUGUGUACAAAAUGAUGACCAGUUAAUCCUUGUGGAGAACUCCAAGGAUACUGCCACACCACAGACUGGUUUACCUUGUCUGGAAACUGAGAGUGUGGAAACAACAGAGAUUUUACCUGAGGUUGCAGUGGAAAACCUUGCCGAUGUGUUGUCAUGCAUACAUGAGUGCGAGAGCGUGAAAUCUGACUUCGAUGAGCUGACAGCACCUCUCUCUGUUACUUACAAGUCUGCUUUUGAAACUGGAGGCUGUUGCUCAGCUUCUCUUCAUCCUAGUUGCAAGACCAAAAAUAAAACUAUAGGGAAAAGAGAAGUCGGUUUACAAGAUGUGAGAGAGAGUGUUUCUCAUCCUGAUCUUGAAUGUGAGAAGAACAAAUGCUUUGAGCCUGUAGAAGUGAGCCUCUCGGAAAGCUCAGUUCCUGCCCACAACUGCGGUCCUGUUUCCCUUGAAACUGUGCAAGAUAUUCCAGGCAAGGCAUUAGAUACACUCACAGAAGGUAACACAGCAAAGCCUGCACCUUGCCCUUUAAUCAACAUUGACAGGACAGAUGAUCAUACUCCUACUGCUUCUAAAAUCGACAAGGCUGGUAUGACUAAGGUUGCUCUUGUUCCUUCUGAGUGUCAGGAUUGUGUCUCUGAACUUUCCUCUCAUAUUUCUAAGUCAGAAGAAAACAUUCUGGAUUUUUCUCAUCCUGCCUUGAGAUGUGGAGAAGGACCUUUGACCAACCAUUCUGCCUUCAUCUUUGAAAAAGAUGUUGAUGUAGACAUAAUUUCUGAAUCUCCACCUGUUCCUGAAGAUAAACAUAUUAAUUCUUCCAAGAAGAAAAACGGUAAUAAGCCUAGGAUAUCACCCACGGCACUUGGUUCUUCAUCUGACAACCAAGGAAAAAUGCCUUUUCCUGCCGCUAACUCUGAAAACGGCCAGAUUGCUAGAUGGUCAUCUGCUUCUGAACACGACAGCUUUAUUUUUCCAGCUACUGAGUUUAGAAGAAUAAUCCCUGAGGACAGCAUGACCAAGGUGCCACUUUGCUUAGCAGACCCGAGAGCUUCAUGCCCAGCUGGUUCUCUGGAACCUGAGCUUAUUCCAACUAUGCUUGAUCAUUCUGCUGCAGGAGUAGAUAUAGGGGGUGUUUGCAUCCCCGGGCCCUCUUCACCUAGUCUGGGAUCCGGAGAAGCCUCCAACCUUUCUGCCUUGGAAACAUUGAGCAUUGUUCAGGGGAACAGUAAUUCCUCCAGUCACAGAGCUGGUGAUGGGGCAGAGGAAGUCUCUUCACAACAGGAUGACAGCGGUGUCUUGGCAGAGGCAAUGCUGUCACCCAUCUGUCCUUGGAAAUCUUUGGAAACAACAUCCGAGGCAGCCUGUACUGACAGCGUGUGCAGAAAUGCUGUGGAGCAGGUGAAUCAUCGUAACCAUACUUCUGCUAUCUCAGAAGCCCCUUCUGCGACAGAUGAUCGAACAGCUGCUGCAUCUGCAGAGUCAAAUGAGCUCUGUUCUGAGGAGGUAUGGGAAGAUACCAAUGUGGAGGGACAAGAACAUGCUAAAUUCCAAGAUGCUGCUGUUUUGUUUAAAAAAGCUGAGGAAAUAGUGGACUCAGUUUUACAUUUGGCUGUAGAAGAAAUAAUAGCAAAACAAGUCAUUGGUGUCUGCCAGCUUUGUGGGAGCAAGGAUGGUUUAAUAAAUACAGAUAUUCUGAAUGACCAGAAAGCUGGAACAGUACAGCUGGAAGCAGAAGAAAUCCAGUCAGCUGUGCAAUCAUUAAAACAUUUUAAUGAGAGCAGUGGAGGAGACUCGUCUUCAUUUACAGGAAAUGAAACAGUGGAUACAAAUAAUCACGAUGAAAAGAUACUCUCUUACAUCCCUGAUAAAAUUGACCUACAUAGUGCACUAGCACUAAAAGCGAAAGAAAUAAUUGAUGAAGUCAUUAACUCAGCCAAACAAAAACUGGCAUCCAAUCAGUGGCAAGGCAGUGAGGGUAAAAGGCCUUCUGAAAAAGUUGAGUCUAAACCCAAGGCUGAAACUCCAGAGAUUUUAAGCCUGGAUAUGAAGUUACCUACCAAAACACGUGAACCAACACAGAACGCGGAAGCUGGGAAUGUAGCUGUAAACUGUGAAAAGGCAGAUUGCUCAGAUCCUCCUUUACUUCCAGAUAGUGUGGAAAAUGGCAUAGAUUGGCCCCACAGAGGUGAAAAGAUACCAGAUAAUGCAUUUACAUGUCAAACAACUGUUUUUCUGCCCUCUGGUAAUUCAGCAAGGCCGGAGUCAGAUCUAAUGGCAUCAGCCAGAGAGAGAGACAAUAGAAAGGUGUGUGAACAUCUGGCUGCAGCAGAGAUGCGUGGCAAAGCUGGAGUAUCAGCAAUGAGCAGAAAAUCUGAUGGAUCUUUACAUUUAAUACACAGAGAUGCUACAGUGACUGAAGAGAUGCUUCUGUCAUUGCAGUUUAAAGAUUCAUGCAAUAAUACAAAUAUGCCAGAGUGCACACUGCUGCCAACUGUAAAUGUUAAUUUGUCAUCUUUUAUGCCUGAUGAAGAAUGUAUCAGCAUGCAGAGUGAAUCCAAAGACAAAAGCAGUCUUCGGGGUUCUCUGGAAAGCAGUGCAGAGGACAGUCUAUAUGAACACUGCGGAAGGGAGGCUGCAGAAGAAGUACCUGCACAAGUAAAAGGAACCUUAGGAGAUUCAAAGGCAGUGCAGAGUAAAGGGGAACUAGCAGAAGGGGCAAGUGAGAUAGCAGAGCUUAAUACUGGGUUAGAUACACAGUUCGCUGUACCUCAAUUGUCUGUAAUUGGAGAGGACAGUGAAGAGAAAAACUGCUUCAAUGCAGCUUUUGCCCAAAAUAAUGAGAAUCCGAAGGAGUUACAAAUGAAGGAUGAAGACACAGAGAGAAAUUAUCAGCUUGAAGAAAAUGGUCUGGACUAUAGCGAUGACAUGAAGGAAUCGACAGAUCUUUUGGCCUUUUCUCCACUAAUUGAACAGUGGGAAAACAAUUCUUUUACUAUAAUUUAUGAAGGUGCCCUUCAAACGGAGAACAAAUCUGUCUCAACUGAUGAUAUGCAAACUGGUUCACUUUCUUCUGUUCUGCCUUCGGAUAACAUAGAUCAUCUAAUGUGUGAAAGAGCAAAGAAUAAACAUGAGCCAGGCUGUCUUUAUGGGAAGGAUAACAAGGUGAAUGAAGCAACAGAUAGCCGUAGCUCAGAGUCAUUUCUGAGUGUGGAGGCCAAGCGCUGUAGAGUAUAUCCUUUCUCUUUGUCUCCCAUAUACGAAGACGACAGCUCCCAAGAAGACCUGCUUUCCACAGGCGUGUCGCCAGAAGGCCGUCCUAGUGGAAUAUCCAAAGAUAACACUGACCACGCUUCUGUGCUGUCCCUUCUCCAGUCAGUUUCUGAGCGCUUACAGUUUACUACUCGGUUCAAAGAAUUUGACUCUAAGGAGCAACCAGAACUGUUUCCGGAGGCGGCUUCUCCCAGUCAAACACCUGGUAAGCCAGUUUCACAGAAAGCUGAUGGUGCUCUAAAGCGUCCUCCUACAAGUGUGUACUACCAGUAUUUGAAAUCUGCCAGCAAUUGCUCCUCUGAGAAGGGGACCAGGUUUGGAAGCAUUUUCCAGGAUAUGCUGCAGCCAAAGCUUCAUUGGUCUCAAGACAACACCAUGCCAAAACUGGGAGAAUUGUCAGCGAACCUCAUUGACAGAGCAAGCCUCAAGUACAAUCCAAGACCAGGAAAGAUUAUUAUUUAUGAUAUUUAUGGCGACAAAAGUAAACAAGAAGUUCAUUCUGAUGUGCUAGAUACCAUGUCCUGGAUCUUUCCCAUUGGAGCAUUACUUAGGAUAAUUAGAGGAUGUUGGAUUUUUUAUGAGAAACCAAAGUUCCAGGGUCGAAAAUACGUACUAGAAGAAGGAGAGACUGUGCUGGAUCACCUUUGGGAUCUUCCCGGCGUGAAACAUCGUCGAAGAAACCUCACAGUUGGUUCAAUCAAACAUGUAACAAAGGACUGUGGCGUUCCAGAGGUGGAGUUCUGCCUGGCAGCUGGUGGUACGGAGGGACUUCCUAUCUGCAUACAGAGUGCAGUUGCCAAUUUGGAAGAACUGGAUGUUGAGAAAAACCCUUAUAUAAGUGUCAAAUCAGGAGUAUGGCUUGCUUAUUCAGACUUUAAUUACAAGGGAGAGAUGAAGGUUUUGGAAGAAUGCGAUUCACCAUCUGAAAUUCCUUCAGCAGAUGUGAAAUCUCUGCGUCCCUUAAAAAUGGGUGGACUAAAGGUACAAAUGCCAAUGAAUGUCAAGGUGGUAAUAUAUGAGAAAACUCACUUUGGAGGAUGGUCCAAAGAGUUUUCAGAAAACAUCAGUUCUGUCCCAGCUCUGUUGGGGAGUGAAGAGGAGGUUCAGGAAGUUGGAUCAAUACGUGUAAUUGGUGGAGUAUGGGUUGCCUAUGAUAAGGAACGCUACAAAGGCCAUCAGUACUUGCUGGAGGAGGGAGAUUAUGAAGACAGACGUGCAUGGGGGGGAACUAAUAGUGUCCUCCUGUCUUUCCGGUUCCUUCAGGCUGAUUUUAUAGAGUCAUCAGUGGCGCUCUUUCAAUCUGAUGAUGAAGAUGGGAAAGCAUUAGACAUCGUCAAUGAAGAAAUCCCUGAUUUGGAACUGGCUGGAUUUGGCCCAGAGACGAGAUCGAUUCUUGUGAAAAGUGGAGUGUGGGUUGCAUAUCAGCAGAAAUAUUUCUGUGGAGAACAAUAUGUAUUGGAGAAAGGAAAAUAUAAAUGUUUCUUUGACUGGGGAGGAACUAGUAAAAUCAUCAUGUCAAUUCGACCUAUUAAGUUGGAACCGCUUGGAACGAAUGAGCCUCCACAUUUGCUCAAAGCUUUCAGUAAUACACAUUUCCAAGGAGCAUGUAUAGAUUUCACAGCAGAAGUUUCUGAUUUUACAUCAUUCAUACCAUGUUCUUUUAAGGUUCUUCGGGGAUGUUGGCUCCUGUAUUACCAAGGGGAAAUCACUGACAAUCACUGUGUGCUGGAAGAAGGCCUCUAUGUUGACCUCAGUUCCUGUGGCUGCCCGACUGCUACAAUCAAAUCCCUCAAGCCUAUUCAAUAUGUUUUUGCCGAGCCCUCCAUCAGUCUGUUUGCUCUGGAAUGCUGCAAGGGCAGAGAGCUGCACUUCAAUGAACCUGUCAAUUCUAUUUUGAAUGAGGACCUUCAUUUUUACACUCAGUCUGUAUGGGUUAGAAGUGGAUUGUGGAUUGCAUACGAGGGAUGUAAUUUUUUAGGAAAGCAGAUUCUGCUGGAACCCGGUGAGAUUUCAAACUGGAAUGAACACAGUGGCUGGAAAGCAAUUGGCUCCCUUCGUCCUAUGAAGCAGCCAGCAGUGUACCUCAGAGUGAAGAACCGAGCCCAAGGUAAAUAUUUGACAGUCGCUGGAAGCCUGGCAGAUAUAAGAGCAACAUCAGUGUGUGCGUCCCCAUACAAUGGCAAGAAUACCCAGAUCUGGCACUACUGUCGUGGACUCUUCAAAUCCAAGGCUAACAAUGCCUGUCUGGAUGUCAUUGGUGGCAGAGAUGUGCCUGGGGCCAAAGUCGCGCUCUGGGCAGAACAUGGGAAGGACAGGCAGAAGUGGAGGCUCAAUGAGGAUGGAACCAUCAGUUCAUACCUCAGCGACCAACUGGUGCUUGAUAUUAAAGGAGGAAAUUAUUAUGACAAGAACCACAUCAUCAUGAAUCAGCCGAUAGAUGACAAACAUUCACAAAAAUGGGAUAUUGAAAUAUUGUGAGUAAAACCCACCACACAGAUGGACCUUGUGUGGGUUAUUAACACCU
Molecule: messenger RNA, 6808 nt
Organism: Tauraco erythrolophus (red-crested turaco)
Lineage: Eukaryota; Metazoa; Chordata; Aves; Musophagiformes; Musophagidae
Source: RefSeq, a predicted model, not a curated record